GUCACUGCUAUCCUUACAAUUGAGUAAUAAAUAUAUAGGACCACUUUGAUCAACAAAAAAUUUAUGCAACAAAAACACAUAGUGAUUGAAUUCUACAACCUCCUCAACAAUGAAUUCUAUGAGAUUAAUUCAUGUACUUUGGUUUUUCAAUCUGUGUGUGACAUUUACAUUCAUUCAAGUCCUAAGUGAGAAUGUCUAUAACUCAAAGAAAUGUGAGUACCCUGCAAUUUACAAUUUUGGUGACUCAAAUUCAGAUACUGGAGCAGCAAAUGCAAUAUACACAGCUGUUACGCCUCCUAAUGGUAUAAGCUACUUUGGAAGCACCACAGGAAGAGCUUCUGAUGGCCGUCUUAUCAUAGAUUUUAUCAGUGAAGAAUUGAAGCUACCAUAUCUAAGUGCAUAUUUGAACUCAAUUGGAUCAAAUUAUAGGCAUGGUGCUAACUUUGCAGUAGGAGGUGCAUCGAUUCGUCCUGGUGGUUAUAGUCCAAUCUUUCUUGGUCUUCAAGUAUCUCAGUUCAUUUUGUUCAAAUCACACACCAAGAUUCUCUUCAAUCAACUUUCUGACAAUAGGACAGAAUCACCUUUCAAAAGUGGUCUUCCAAGGAAUGAGGAAUUCUCUAAGGCCCUUUACACAAUUGAUAUUGGACAAAAUGAUCUUGCCAUUGGUUUACAGAACACUUCAGAGGAACAAGUUAAAAGGUCAAUUCCUGAUAUCUUGAGCCAAUUCUCCCAAGCAGUGCAGCAACUCUACAAUGAAGGGGCAAGAGUGUUUUGGAUUCACAAUGUAGGUCCAAUUGGAUGCUUGCCCUAUAAUAACAUCUAUUAUCCACACAAGAAGGGUAACUUGGAUGUCUAUGGCUGUGUUAUACCUCACAAUGAGCUUGCUCAAGAAUAUAACAGGCAGCUAAAAGACAAAGUGUUUCAGCUAAGGCGAAAGUUUCCAUUAGCCAAGUUUACAUAUGUUGAUGUGUACACAGCCAAAUAUAAACUUAUUAGCAAUGCAAAGAGCCAAGGUUUUGUGAAUCCAUUGGAAUUUUGCUGUGGAAGUUACUAUGGUUACCACAUAAAUUGUGGGUUGAAGGCCAUAAUAAAUGGAACAGUUUAUGGCAAUCCAUGUGAUAAUCCUUCUAAACAUAUUAGUUGGGAUGGUAUACACUACUCUCAAGCUGCAAAUCAAUGGGUUGCUAAACAAAUUCUCUAUGGUUCCUUCUCUGAUCCACCAGUUUCAGUUGGGAAGGCAUGCUAGUUUCUGAGCAUGCAUGAUGCCAUGAUUAAGUGGACAUAUAUGAUGGAUUAUAUAAGCUAGUCACUUGUUUAAUUUGAAAGGGAUUACCAUAAAUUAUGUAGCUAGGUUUUCAAGUUUUUGUUUCAAUGAGUAAGAAAGAACAUAUAUAUGUUGAUGUGCUAAAAACACACUUAGAAAAAGUGUACUCUAUUUCAGAAGUAUUAUACAAUAUUAUCAUACACAAAUAUUUAUUGGCAGGUAAGAGCCUAAAUUUGGACCUU
Medicago truncatula (barrel medic) is the source of this 1506-nucleotide messenger RNA. Its product is annotated as GDSL esterase/lipase At3g27950. NCBI's taxonomy places the organism in Eukaryota, Viridiplantae, Streptophyta, Magnoliopsida, Fabales, Fabaceae. The coding region runs from base 110 to 1246 and encodes 378 amino acids. The record is from RefSeq and is a predicted model, not a curated record. Gene Ontology annotation, molecular function: hydrolase activity, acting on ester bonds. The transcript is spliced from 5 exons.